Molecule: messenger RNA, 605 nt
Organism: Carassius gibelio (silver crucian carp)
Lineage: Eukaryota; Metazoa; Chordata; Actinopteri; Cypriniformes; Cyprinidae
Product: C-C motif chemokine 12
Exons: 4
Coding region: 96-383 (95 amino acids)
Biological process (GO): positive regulation of ERK1 and ERK2 cascade; chemokine-mediated signaling pathway; cellular response to tumor necrosis factor
Cellular component (GO): extracellular region
Molecular function (GO): CCR chemokine receptor binding; chemokine activity
Source: RefSeq, a predicted model, not a curated record
UAAAAAGACUGAGUCUAGAUACAGCAUCUUCAAAACAGAAGCUAGCCUGCAAACAUAUUCUUCUUGUGGUUAUCUGAAUAUUUUACACCAACAUCAUGCAGCUCUGCUGGAAAUUAGCUCUGAUGAUGCUGGUUCUUGUGUGUGUUACUGCACAGCAACACAACUAUCGUCGUCCCACUCGUGUUGGCGUGAGCUGCUGUAAGGAAGUGUCAAGAGGAAGAAUCCCUGCUUCAAUUAAACUGAUGGGAUACAAGCAUCAGAAUGCUCUGAGUCCAUGUGUGGAUGCUAUAAUAUUCUACACAGAGAAGGAAAAGUUAUGUUCAGAUCCAAAAGCACCCUGGAUUAAAAACCGUCUGAAUGGUCUGAAGAAGAUAGUGGACUAAGAAAAUGGAGGACUAGAUGAUGCUGCAAAUCUAUCUAUACUAUAUAUUUAAUCAAUCUAUCUAUUAAAAAGAGAAUAUAUAUUCUGUAUGUUUAUUUAAGCAAAAAAAAAUAUUAUUUGAUCUUCUUUAUCUUUAUCUUAUGUGAAUGUUAAGAGAUGUUUAAAGACUUUGUUUAAUCUGCUCUAAAAUUAAAAAGCAUAUUUUGAAAAAUAACCAUUAAAA